AUGUCGAAACACACCAAGAAAAGCAAACAACCAAGAGAACCUGCUGCAAACUCGUCAAAUUGGAGCGAUCUUGAGAUGAUAGUUCUCACUGAGUGUUGGAUCAAUGCUAUAGAAGAUCCAAUAGUCAGCAAAGACCAAUCUGUUGAUUCUUUUUGGGGGAAAAUCAUAGAGAAGUACAAUGCAAGAUUCCCCAACAACCCAAAAAAUCACAAUCCGAUUAGUGGCAAGUGGAGAAAGAUCAAGACAAAUGUGUCAAAGUUCAAUGCAAUUUGGAAAGGCUAUGAUGGUCAUCGGUGCAGUGGUGAGAACGAUGCCCAAGUAAUGGAGGAAGCGCGUUCAGAGUACUUUACUCAAACCAAAACUCAGUUUAUCAUGUACGAGUGUUGGUUGCUUGUGAAAGAUAAGCCAAAGUUCUUUGCUCCAUCCGGUCAUGAUGUUCUGGGGCGAAGUCUGCAUAAAAGGAAAAACGUUCUUAAUGUUGUUGAUAGUGAAGAUGAGGAGGAGGAAGGGUCCCAAUUCGAGCCAGUGGACCUUGGUGAUAAUGACCUUUUCGGUCCGGAUACGUAUACGCGCCCCUUACUAAGUCAAAGACUUCACGAACAUCUGCUUCUUCCGAUGUGGGGUCUGCUCGUUCUUCACCUGCCGACCUAG
Molecule: messenger RNA, 651 nt
Organism: Erigeron canadensis
Lineage: Eukaryota; Viridiplantae; Streptophyta; Magnoliopsida; Asterales; Asteraceae
Product: glutathione S-transferase T3-like
Exons: 1
Coding region: 1-651 (216 amino acids)
Source: RefSeq, a predicted model, not a curated record